AUGCAAAUAUCAUUAGGCUUUUUUGCACAUACACCAAACAUUGAUUUAUUAAGUGAGAAUACAAAUUUACUUCAAAUUAAUAUUCCAUCAACAUGGACAUUUUUUUUUAUGAGAACAAAGCAAAUGUAUCUUUCCAUGCAAGAUGGAAUUCAUCUUGCUACGAAGAUCAGAAACCGACUUUUAUCAACUAUUGCAACAUUGUCUAUUAAUAAUCAUCAAAUUCACAUAAAUGAUUUAUUAUAUAUAAUUGAAAAUUAUUCAAAAAUCGACCACAAUUUAGUCAGAUCGGAUGUUAUUCCUAGUGGUAGACAAAACUUUUCUUCUUGUUUAAAAGUAACAUCUGAUGACGUGUUGAAUUUAUUGAAAGAAAUGAAUGCUACAGGCACUUAUAUUUAUUUAUACUUGUUGAAAUCAGUUAUUAUUACAUAUAUUAAAGCGGAUACUGAUAUCCUUGAACGCUUAUAUUACGGUUGGAUUGUUACAUUUUCAUAUCGAAUGUGGUGUCUUCAACUAAAAAAGAAUUAUUCUCAACAAGAAAAAGAUAAUUGUUUCAUAACUAAAGCUGCAUGGUUAUCAGUAGAGAUUAAUAUACAUUGUUUAACAUCAUUAAUAAUAUUAGUAUCACAAGGGCAUUUACCAUCUUAUGCUCUCAAUAUAUACCUAUUUAGUAGUCAAUCAUGUGAGACUACAUUUCGUAGUGCUCGAGCUAUGUCUGGCACCUUUUCGUCAAUCACAAAUUUUCCAGUAUUUCAGUUUUUAAACAAAAUUGAAAAAAUUUCAAUAUUAAAUCAUGUAAAAUCCACAGAAGAGGCGAAUAAUGUUGAACAUCCAUUAAAAUUUCCUGUUCACCAUAAAAAUCGACAUAAAGAAAUAACUUCAUCUACACUUGAUCUAAAAUCGACAGUUGAUUACUGUUAUUUUAAUGAAGCUGAACUUCAAGAUAGUUCAGAUGACACUGAUAAUAUUAUUGAAAAUUCUGAAACAAAUUUUGAAGUUGAUGGUUACGAUUCAGAUGAAGAUAAUUUAGAUGAUUGUCAUUUUACAGUUUCAAAAGAAACCUUCCAAGGGAUGAAAAUAUUCGAUAAAAUUGAUCCAUCAAAAUGGAACAAUUAUUUUCAUAUUAUGAUUAAUAAUAAAUCAAAAUAUUUACACAAACAAACAGCUGUACGUCUGUUGACUACCAAUCGAAACUAUUUGUCAUCCGAUAGAUUAUCACGAGUUCAACAAACAAAUAAACAGAAAUAA
Molecule: messenger RNA, 1245 nt
Organism: Rotaria sordida
Lineage: Eukaryota; Metazoa; Rotifera; Eurotatoria; Philodinida; Philodinidae
Source: the annotation of a GenBank genome assembly